Molecule: messenger RNA, 618 nt
Organism: Eutrema salsugineum
Lineage: Eukaryota; Viridiplantae; Streptophyta; Magnoliopsida; Brassicales; Brassicaceae
Product: NAC domain-containing protein 55
Exons: 2
Coding region: 1-618 (205 amino acids)
Biological process (GO): regulation of DNA-templated transcription
Molecular function (GO): DNA binding
Source: RefSeq, a predicted model, not a curated record
AUGGCGUACUACUACGAAUCAGACGAUGAAGAGCUUCACUUUGAGCCCGAGGACGACGAACUCAUCAACGGCCAUCUUAUUCCCAUGUCAAAAGGUAAAUAUGCCUAUGGAGAUUACAUAGUGAUGAAGAAUGUUUACGCAAAGGAGCCAUGGUUGCUUGACCAUACCAAGGAUACUUUUUUCAACGAGGACGAGUGGUACUACUUCGUGACAAGGACUCAAGUCUCUGAGAAAAACAUCGAUUGUCGUAAGAAAGCGAAGCGGAAGAGUCGGGGACAGCGGUUGCUGGAGUUGGAACGCAAAAGCAACAACAACAAGAAGAAGCAGAAGACAGAAGAUGGUGCUGCUUCUUGUGCUAUUGUUUCAGGCAGCAACAGCAGAUGGACUAUGACAGAGUAUAGGCUUAAAGAAUUAAAAGAAGAUAAGAAUUUUCAGAAGCUAGUCCUCUGCAAGAUUCGUGAGAUCAAGAACAAGAAAAGCCAUCAUAAGUGUUUUUCUAACUUGUCGCAGCAGCCUAUCAAUACUGGUCACAAGUCUAUUCUAGCUUCUUCUUCCUUGCACCAGCAGAAGCAGCUGAUUAAUGAAGCUCAUCGUCUUGAUCCGUAUAUUGGAGCAUAG